This is a messenger RNA of Danaus chrysippus (African queen), 954 nucleotides long. NCBI's taxonomy places the organism in Eukaryota, Metazoa, Arthropoda, Insecta, Lepidoptera, Nymphalidae. The record is from the annotation of a GenBank genome assembly.
AUGACCCAACCUUGGAAAUUUUCUGAAUCAUCACAGGAUUUAUUAGAACGCUUUGUAAAAUCCAGCGAAAAAAUCGGCAGAAACAAAUGGGUGAGGAAAUUCGGCCACAGAACAACCGAGCUUUUAGAGAGUUAUCACAUAACAGUUGUUGAUAGAGACGAUACUUUUGUGAUCAGUAGUGACGAAAGUUCAUCAGACACCAUCAUAACCGGUGAUAAAAAUAAUGAAGUCGAUGAAAUCCAAAGCAUUGCCGACAAAUUCAGUCAGGACGUAGCUGUUAGAGAACCAGUCUCUCACAUUGAUUAUAUCAUGAAGAAAUGCUACAAAGAUCCGAAAAAUUACAAUCUAUUAGCCGACAGCCUGUCCGAAGCUGAUAUGGAAAAAUUCUUGGAACACAUCCUCAAUAAUGCUGUAGACAACACAUUUACAGAGAGAAUCCUCACAGAAUUACUGCCGACCUACCUCAAGAAAUAUCCAUCAAGAAAUUCCAUAGAUUUAUUUAUAAAGACGAGGGAUAAGAAUAUAUUUAAGCAUAUAUUAGAAAUUAUAAUGAAAGAUAUUGAGAUAGAAAGAGUAAUAUUGCAGGAAUAUACUUCGCUACUUAAGAGUACCGAGAAGUCCGACUUGUUGAACAAUAUUAUAACAUUUAAUAUAUCGGAUGAAGUUUUCACACAUCACCUUGAAACAAUCCUAAUGAUUUAUAAAGAUUGCAACAAAACCAAAGAUAUUAAUCACUUCAUACUAACAAAGCUGACCCAGACAGCACAAAAUGGUGCAAAUGAUAAAAAUUAUGGCCGUCUCUUGCAUUUGUAUCUACAAAAUAUUAAACAUAAUCCCGAAGAAGCUGCUAGUUGUUUAGAAAAUUUAGAAAAAGUGAUCGACAUACACCAGUCCCCGUUCAGAAGACCAUGUGUUAAUACAUUCAAUGAUAUUAAAAGAUAUAUUUUUGCAUAG